CGUCCCCCACGUGGCCCCGCCGGGAGCCAAUCAGGAGGCGGGGAUUGUGGGGCGCCAAGCGCGUGCUGGCGGGCAGUUGCUGCGGGCGGGAUUGAAGAGCGAGAGAGAGAGAGCGAGCGAGGGACAGGCUUCGGAGGUGCUUCUUUCCCUCAGCGUCGCCAUGUCUGAGGAGAAGCCCAAGGAAGGAGUAAAAACAGAGAAUGAUCAUAUCAAUUUAAAAGUAGCUGGCCAAGAUGGAUCAGUGGUCCAAUUUAAAAUUAAACGGCACACACCGCUAAGUAAACUAAUGAAGGCUUAUUGUGAGAGACAGGGUUUGUCAAUGAGACAGAUUAGAUUCAGAUUUGAUGGACAGCCAAUUAAUGAAACGGACACACCUGCACAAUUGGAGAUGGAAGAUGAAGAUACUAUUGAUGUGUUUCAACAGCAGACGGGUGGCAUGUGCUAAAUAUCCUGUCAUUUUGGGAAGAGGAAUGUAAAAUGUCACCUCACUUUAUCAUCUGUCCUUGGAUUUGAUAUUAAAUGGUAAACAAGUGAACAUGCCAGGCAUACAGGAAUCUUCUCACAUUCUGAGGACACCUAUCCAAAUUAUUUUUUUGUUCCUGAUAUACUGCGUGUGCAAGUGGAAGCUGUAUCUGUGGAAAAUAACUGCAUCAUAAAAUGGGCCCUGUUAAAAUUAAAUUUUCAAAUAAGUAAAAUACUUGCUGUUGUCUGCUGUAAUCUUGUCCCUAUGAAUUGGUGGCCUAAAUACCAACCUACUGUAAAACAAGAAUAAUUACUUCUGGCUUUUGUUGUUUUUGUUUUACUGUUUAAUUAUAGUAAUGUAAAUAUUGAAAUAUUUUUCCUUGCAAAAGUAAAGUUUUUUCUCAGAAUAGAUGGUUUGGGAAAGAAGAGAAAGAGUUUUGCCAUUUAAUAAAGUUAAUACUUUAAACGUGUUAGUGGGAUAUGCAGAAAGGGCAGUACCUUCAAAUACAAUGCUGAACAUAGUGGCAGUUUAAGAUAAUGCAAAUGUACAUGUGCUUUUUCAUAAUAAAAUAGCUUAGAUCAAACAAGUUUUUUAAAGUAAUGGAAUGUCUUUGAGUUUGUCAGCUGCUGUAGAAUUUCCAUAUUUAACUUUCGCAGCUACUAUUUAAAAACAUCACAUCUCUGGGGUUGAGCACUAUUGUCUUUUUAAGGAGUGGACCAGAAUCCUCUUACAGGCUCAGCUGUACAACUCUCAUUCAUUUUAAUGGGACAUGUGGGAGAUGUACUCUGAUAGUUCCUAUUGAGAACCCUUACUUCUCAUGAUUGAUUUUAGAUAAUAGUUAUAUACCUUUUUUCUGUGAACACCAAUGAAAGCCCAUUUUAUAAGCUUAUUUUCUGUGAUUUUCCAAAACAUAGGCUGGCAUUCAAAGAGCUGUGUUCUGCAUAUGCAACAGGGUUUCUUGGUCCCUAUCUCUAGUUCAUCUCCUUUUGCACACUGACGUCUCCUCUUCUGAGUUUGGCUGUCUGGAGUAAUAUGCAGUGUGACACAGGUUGAUAUCAAGGAUAGGGCUCUUUGGAUUCCAGCCUUGGAUCCACAUUAUUCAAAAUAAAAAAUUUCAGUAUUUUUUUUGUUAAAAUUAAAUGUGCAUACUCUUUGAAGAAGGCGACCACAAAACAUCAAUUAAUAAAAUCUCGUGUUUUUAAUGAGACUUUCUAUAUUACUCCCCCCUCUCCCCCAUUUGGGUUUUAAUUGAUGUAAGAAUAUCUAGCUUGUGAUGUUCUUCAGUAUAUCCAAAUGAAAAUGCAGAUUUAUUUGUUCAGUUUCAGUAGGCUGUUCAUUGCUGCUUGAAAAGGUCACUUUCUGCCUUUUAUAAUCUAUCUGUUAGAUCAUUGGCUUGGAAGAAAUCCUGCUGGAAAAAAUCUCUUUUUUCAUCAAUUGUAUAUGGGCAAAGGAGGAAUAUUCUUUUAAAUCUGUUGCUGUUUCUUCAUCGAUUUGUACUAUAUAUGUCCUUUACUACUGUAUACAGUAAAUAUAGUUUGGUACUCUG
Molecule: messenger RNA, 2009 nt
Organism: Anolis carolinensis (green anole)
Lineage: Eukaryota; Metazoa; Chordata; Lepidosauria; Squamata; Anolidae
Product: small ubiquitin like modifier 3
Exons: 4
Coding region: 161-445 (94 amino acids)
Biological process (GO): protein sumoylation
Cellular component (GO): nucleus
Molecular function (GO): ubiquitin-like protein ligase binding; protein tag activity
Source: RefSeq, a predicted model, not a curated record